AGAUGCAAUCUGGCUAUUCCAGAACAGUGUAAAAUGUGCUGCACCUCUGAGUUUGAUCCAAUCUGUAAAUCAGUUGAUGUUAUAACAGAGAACCGUAUUUACACACUCAAAGUCAAUACUUGGAAAUGCAAAGUGUGUAAAACUGAGGAGUCGUUUGAUGGACAGGAAUAUGGGGUCAUCAAUAUGGGGAUGUAUUGCGUGGCAUAUGAAGUUACGAGAAGAUAUUUGUCAUACUUCCUUCAAGGAAAGUCAACAAUGUUCACAGAAUAUGUUGCUCUCUGCCAGAUGUACAAAUAUCAUGGACACCUUGAUGUGGACAAACAAUUCUCAUACCAGAGACUUCAAUUGGCCUGGUAUUCAUACAUCAACCUAUUAGAUGUAACCUAUGAAGAGGGAUUCACUUGUUCAAAGUGUGGACCUGAUCCAUCAGUUGUUGUAACGGAUGCUACAACUCUUUCAUUCAGAAAACGAAUGUUAAGCUGGCGGGAUGUUUUCUUGUUUGCAGAAAAACCAUGUUCAGAACCAGUGAAAGGAAGUUCCCACAGCAGUCAAGUUUUUUUACACAGACCAGAGUGCAGAAGACUAUUGAAGAAAUUUGCUUUGCAUGGAAUGGACAAUGAUGAAUAUGCAAUCUUCAUGAACAGCUUAGAGAGUUAUGAGAAAUGUUUAACUGGGCUUCUCUUACAAAUUAAAAAUGAAAAUAAAACAACGAAGAAGAUAACAUGCUGCCAAGAAGUCAGAUCUCUGCUAAGAUCUUUGAGUAGUGAAACUCCAGCUUGUGGAAUGGUUUUAGCAACAGAAGAAAACCGACAACUACUAAAAAAGCUUAUUUCGAUUUCCUCUGAUGCUGAGAAAAUAGGAAAAUUCAAAAUGUUUUUCCUAUUUUGUUCAACAUUAUACGUAAGCAGGGAGAAUUAUAUAUGGAAAAUCUUGAGCCUAUUAUGGAUGUUUUGUUGACAAGGGCUGGAUUACCAUUUAAGCCUUCAUUGAAUAUUACCAAACAACUUGAUGCUGACACAACUUCAACUGAGCCAAAUUCCCUAUCAUACUUUCCAUCCCUUCCAGUAUUGAGGGAGAGGGGCCUGUAUGAGGCUGAUGUGAAGAAUGUUAAACAGCCAUCUUGCAGAAAAAGAACACAUAGCCACCCGACUUUGUUGCCAGGAUUGUUUACAAUUCUUUGUCCACAUGGUGUUUGCUAUGGAUAUGAGGUAAUGACAGUAGCAGAGUCCCCUAAUGUUCCCUUUACUGUACUGAAAACCAGAUUUUCCAAAGCUCCAGAACUCAUCAUCUAUGACAAUGCCU
This is a messenger RNA of Mytilus californianus (California mussel), 1302 nucleotides long. RefSeq lists its product as uncharacterized. Lineage: Eukaryota; Metazoa; Mollusca; Bivalvia; Mytilida; Mytilidae. Bases 34 to 957 code for a protein of 307 amino acids. The record is from RefSeq and is a predicted model, not a curated record. The transcript is spliced from 6 exons.